CUUCACGAGAUUCAAGAGCACAAUCGUAAGGCCGACAACUACUGGGUUUAUCGAGGGAAUCGGGUUUACGACAUCACGGACUGGAUUCCGAACCACCCUGGAGGCGACGUAAUCAUGCGCGCUGUCGGAGGCAGCAUCGAGCCAUACUGGAACAUCUUCACCAUCCACCAGAAACAAGAUGUUUACGACAUCCUGGAACAGUACUUUAUCGGCCUCAUUGAUCCUCGUGACCUGGUCGAUGGCCGAGCGCCUGCAGGCCAGGUCGAAGACCCGUUCAAACUCGAUCCAACACGAGACCCCGAGCUCAUCGUCCACAGCGACCGCCCUUUCAACGCAGAAACGCCGACUGCUGAUCUCGAGACAUUCAUCACACCCAUCGCUCGAUUUUACAAGCGCCACCAUCUUUGGGUCCCCAAGCUAGAUGAGAAGACGUUCAAGCUCACGGUUGAACUGCCUAACGGCGAAGAAGUGGAAUAUUCGGUAGAGGAUCUGCGUUCAAAGUUCAAAGCACACACCAUCACAGCAACUAUGCAAUGCUCUGGUAACCGACGGUCUCACAUGACAAAAGGCUCUAGGCCUACCAAUGGCAUCCAGUGGGGUGUAGGCGCUAUCAGUAACGCAGAAUGGACUGGUGUCAAAAUGCUCGACGUUCUUCAGGAUGCUGGUCUUGAUGUGACGGACUUGCCCGACGAUGUGAAACAUGUCCAGUUUAUGGGUGCGGAAGCGUACGGCGCAUCAGUCCCCAUUGAAAAAAUCGCCGAUCAAUUCGGGGACGCCCUUAUCGUCUAUGCUAUGAACGGUCAAACAUUGCCGAGAGACCAUGGAUUUCCUCUUAGAGCGUUGAUCCCGGGGACCGUUGCUGCCCGGAGCGUGAAGUGGCUAAGCAAAAUCGUCCUUUCGGAAGACGAGUCAACCUCGCAAUGGCAGCAGCGUGAUUACAAAUGUUUUGGUCCUAAUGAAGGAAGCACUCCGGACUGGUCUAGCGCUGUCGCGAUCCAGGAAACACCUGUGCAGUCGGCUAUCACGAGCAUCCGAAAGGUAACCGCAAACCGUCUGGAAAGCAGCGCCCUAGCCCGCGUCUAUGGUCUUGAGGAGGAGUCUGUUGUUUUACGAGGUUAUGCAUUCUCUGGUGCCGGGCGCCGCGUCGUACGCGUGGACGUUAGUCCAGACAAUGGCAAGACCUGGCAGCAAGCAAAUAUCGAGGACGCAGAGCAGAAAGGCCACCGUUCGUGGAGUUGGCGACAGUGGAACUUGGCAAUCCCCACUCGAAUGUUGUCGGGCAACGUAUGUGUCAAAGCCACUGACGAUGGAUACAAUACUCAGCCCGAGAAUUUCACCGCCUACUACAAUUUUCGGGGCAAUCUGGCCAAUAGCUGGCACCGAGUACCGGUG
Molecule: messenger RNA, 1392 nt
Organism: Neohortaea acidophila
Lineage: Eukaryota; Fungi; Ascomycota; Dothideomycetes; Mycosphaerellales; Teratosphaeriaceae
Product: Oxidoreductase, molybdopterin-binding domain-containing protein
Exons: 1
Cellular component (GO): mitochondrion
Molecular function (GO): oxidoreductase activity; molybdenum ion binding
Source: RefSeq, a predicted model, not a curated record